AAGGAAGAAGGCAGGAAGAAGCAAGGAAGGAAGGAAGGAAGGAAGGACAACAGGAAGGAAGAGGAAGGAAAGGAAGGAAGAAGGAAAGAGUACAAGGAAUGCAAGGAAGAGGAAGGAAGGGAAGGUAAAGGGAGAAGGAAAAGUAGAAGGAAGGAAGAAGGAAGAAGGAAGGAGAAGGAAGGAAGGAAGGAAGGAAAGAAGGAAGGAAGGAGGAAAGGAAGGAAGGAAGAGGAAGGAGAAAGAAAGAAAGAAAGAAAGAAAGAAAGAAAGAAGAAGAAAGAAAGAAGAAAGAAAGAAAGAAAAGAAAGAAGAAGGAAAGAGAAAAGAAGAAAGAAAAAGAGAAGAGAAAAGGAAAGAAAGAUUAAUGAAAGGGAGGAAGAGGCAAAAAAAAAGGAAAAAGAAAGGGGGAAAAAAAGUAAAGAAAGGAGGAAUCAUGAGGACAGGAGGAGAAGAGAAAAGAGAAGAGAAAAGAGAAGAGAGAAGAGAAGAGAGAAGAGAAGAGAGAAGAGAAGAGAGAAGAGAGAAGAGAAGAGAAGAGAAGAGAAGAGAAGAGAAGAGAAGAGAAGAGAAGAGAAGAGAAGAGAAGAGAAGAGAAAGUAGAAAGAAGAGAAAGAGAGGGAAGAGGAGGAGGAGAGGAGGAGAGGGAGAGAUGAGAGGAGAGAGAGAGGAGAGGAGAGGAGGAGAGGAAGAGGAGAGGAGAGGAGAGGAGAGGAGAGGAGAAGGAGAGGGAGAGGAGAGGAGAGGAGGAGGAGAGGAGAGGAGAGGAGAGGAAGAGGAGAGGAGAGGAGAGGAGGAGGAGAGGAGAGAGAGAGGGAGAGGAAGGAGAGGGAGAGGAGAGGAGAAAGAGAAGAGAAGAGAAGAGAAGAGAAGAGAAGAGAAGAGAAGAGAAGAGAAGAGAAGAGAAGAGAAGAGAAGAGAAGAGAAGAGAAGGAAAAGAAAAAACACUUUUCUGUUAAUUUGAGCAGUUAGGUGUAUGAGACAAAGCAUGCGCAAUAUGCUCUGUCCAUCCUCAUCCUUCCUUUGUUUCUUCAGUGCAGAAUUGAAGGGCUUAUCAUGGCCCUUCCUGUUCACAGAGGUUUAGAUGAUCUGAUGUUCAGUAAAUGUUUCAUUCUGCGGAUGUUCCCACUAUUAUGUAAGAUACAUAUUAAUUAAUAAUGAAAGAGCUGGAAGAUUCUUGGCUCUCUUACUAAGGGUUGGAGAGGAAAUGCAUUCUCUCCUGGGUAAGCUAGCCUCCCAGUCCUCGAGCAUCACCCUUUGCGCAGGAUGGGCUGGCAUUGAGUGACGCAGCCAGCAUAUCAGAUGUGUGUGAUGUACACAGGAGAUGUUUGGCUAAAGUCAGCGUGUAAGCAGCAUUAGAAAGGCUUUCUGUUGAUAUCUGUACAAGUGAAAUUCCUCCCUGCUAUGAAAUUCUAGACCUAUGACUCCCCCACAUGCAGCAAAAUAAAAACAGCCAUCUGUUUGCCAUGUUCUUAGUACAUUCCUGUUUGGGGUUUGUUGUUUUUUCUCCUUCUUUCUUCCAAGAAAGUUGACAUCCUACUUCCAGCCUCCUACUACUAGGAUAUUAACAUAGAUGGUAAUCAAAACUAAAGACUGCUCUUGGAAUAACUGCAGCCCUAUUCUGCGCCGUGAAGAUGAAGGAACCUGUUCUAGAUGCAGGUCCCCAAGCAGAGGUGAGUCUGUGGCCAGGGGGGUUCCUGCAGGAGAUGGCUGUCAAGGUGCAUCACAGGCAGAAAGACAUGCAGACACAGUCCCCCAUCGUUUUGCACCUUGUUGCUAUGUGACAGGCAGUGCCAGCUAGCUGAAGUGUUUGUGCUGAAACUGAGAGUCCUCUAAGUUUGUGCCCCAGCUCAAGCCUGCUUUUAAGUGCAUAUUACUUGGUUCUUGUAUGAGCUCCAAGGAUAUUCCCUCUUCUCCUCUGCCUCCCAUUAAGUAACAAGAUUACAGCAAACUGUUGGCCUAGAUACAGCUUGCCGUGCUCCAUGGGUUGUAGAUCAGACUCUGACCUCAUUCUGUCGUUGCUCCCUGAUGUCUGCAUUCUGUGAAAUCUGCUGGGUCCUUUCUCCCUAGGGCUGUCUCUCGAUGCCAUCCCAUUGCACUAAGCUGCAGCAUCCCCAGCCACGAGUGCAGGGCUGAGCUGGUUGCUGGGUGCAUGCCUGGUACCCCUUGGCCUUGGGAAGGUUGGCUGGUCUGGGAGGUGGGGAGUUUGGCUGCUCUCACAACAUGGAGAGAUACCCAACAGCUGGAUUUGUGCAGGGAUUUCAGGAAAGGUUUCCAAAAGCAAUUUGUUGUCCAAAAGAAGUAGCUUGAAUAUUUUGAAAUACUCUGUGAGUGAAGUUUCAUUACCACCAGAGCAGAAAAACUGAUUUGGGUCAGUAAACACUUUUGAACCUGAAACGAUACCAUGGGUUUUUCCUCUUACUUUUCAAAUUUUUAAUUCCAAUGCUAUAUAGUAAAACAAACAAAAAAAUAAUAUGAAAUAAUAUGGUGUUAUUCCUAGAUAUUGGAACAGGAGGCUCUGGUGUCCUGGAAGUGUCCUUCUGCUCCCUUCCAGUAUUUGCAUUCAAAAUGAACUAUUUCAUAAAUUCAUUAUGGUUUUACUUUCCUCAAACUGAAAUCAUAAUGAAUUUGCUUAUUAAUAUGUGAAGACUUUAGAGCUAUGGCACCCAUUUAGCACAUUUUCUCUCAACCUCUUGAAAUCAAAACUCAGCGUAUAUUUGCGCAGCAAGUCGGUAGGAAUUUCAUGGUAGUCUGUCCUUCUGCAACAGUAGAUAGUUAGGCAGUGGAUAAGCUACUGGGUAAAUUUUCACAUGCUUUCUGACCUUUCUGAUGCUGGCACUGGCUUGUCUUCUCAAGUAGCAACCAAGAUAAUCUGGCCCCUGAGAUAAAGUAGAAGAGAGAAAGUUAUUCUUAGCAAUCUCUUGCUUUGGUUCUGGCAUUUUGUUCUGUCCUGUCCAUCCUCCUCGCAGGGUGGAAGGAUGCAGCUUGUUUGUUAUGGUUUACCAUAUCUACUGUCCUAGCUUUCGAUAUUGAACAGAGCUGAGCUUUGCCCUUCAGGGCUUUCCCACCAGUACAAGGGCAACCCGCUGUGUUCUGGAGCUGCUACAAACCCUCAGGUUUCAAUCCAUGUGUUUGUUUGUUUCUCCCUGAACAGUCCUGCUAGUUGGAAGGCUCCUGUCUGACAAAGAGGAAAUUUAUCUCUUCCUCUUCUCCCCCUGUAAUUCAGAUUCCAGGAACUGGAAUUUCUAAGAAAACAUGAAAUGCUUUGAGAAUUAUUGUCUCUUCAGAUAUAAUCUGUACAACUGCAGAAAAUCAGCACAUGCAUCUUCUGUAACUUGUAAUGGGAGUGUUUAGUAAUACCACAGGAAGAGGUUUGCAAAUAUUUUAUCUCUCUGUAUUUUUACUUCCUUAUUUUUUGCACCUUUGUGUUUAACAUUGUGGAAAAUGCUGAUAGCAUCACAUAUAUGGAGAUUGAACCCUAUUUCUUAGUCCUAGGGUCAACAACGCAUGCCAUUAUAUGCUUUAAGCAAAUGGUUGCCUGGCAGCCCUUCUGCUUUUUUUAUGGCCAUAUCUUCCUUGUCUUCACACUGCACAGUGCCACAGAGGAGGGCAUUUUCUCUUCAAUGCACCUAUUCAGUUCUGUGCAGCUUCUUGGUACAAAAUCCAUUUCCUCCCACCAGACUACCCCAAGCUUUCUGGAUUUAUCCCUAACCAGCACUAGUGUUCAACAUGACCUGCCUUUCACUGAGGACAGCUGUAAGCCCUGGUCCCAGGGCCACACCAUGUGUGUUAGGGGAGAGGGACGGAUGUGGGGGAAGAAAAGUAUUAGGUUAGGAAAAAUAUUUAGUAAGUAUACAUUUUAGUUUACAUUCUAUGUUUAGGUAUGAGAAGGGAAGUGAUUUUUUUUUUCUCUUCUGCAGUUCUCUUAAGCUUAUAAAGCAUCUGUUUCUCACCUUUUGUCACUGCUGCUUGAAGCAAGAUUGCUGGU
This is a messenger RNA of Coturnix japonica (Japanese quail), 3985 nucleotides long. NCBI's taxonomy places the organism in Eukaryota, Metazoa, Chordata, Aves, Galliformes, Phasianidae. The record is from RefSeq and is a predicted model, not a curated record.